Messenger RNA from Cololabis saira (Pacific saury), 2659 nucleotides. RefSeq lists its product as uncharacterized. Gene Ontology annotation, cellular component: external side of plasma membrane. Gene Ontology annotation, biological process: negative regulation of T cell proliferation; cellular response to lipopolysaccharide; cell surface receptor signaling pathway. The transcript is spliced from 7 exons. Lineage: Eukaryota; Metazoa; Chordata; Actinopteri; Beloniformes; Belonidae. Bases 257 to 2659 code for a protein of 800 amino acids. The record is from RefSeq and is a predicted model, not a curated record.
GGCACGAAUUAAACGUCAGACCUCAUUAUUCAUUUACUUCUCCGCUGUAAUCAAGUCAAACGUGGUAAAGUCCUCUCAACAAGUCUGUCUUGGUGGGAGUGUCUAGAGAAAACGAAAGUUCAGUCAGAAGCUUCACUUUAGUUAAGCUGUUUCUGGGAGUCCUCAACAAACUGGGCUGAAAUGUUUCUGUUUUUUCUGCAAUUGAGGUUGUAAAUAUUUCAAAUCAGGGCUUGGAGCAUCCAACUGCAGCAGGACUAUGAGGAACAUGAACAGGAUCACUGCGAUGGUUUAUAGUUUGCUUUUGUGCGCGUCGGUUGUCUGCGGUGAUACCGAGGUCUCCUGUCAGUUCAAGAAGCUGUGUUUCCUGCCCUGCAGUUUCACAGCUCACAAUGACGUUGUCGUCCACUGGAUUCAAAUAACGCAACCAGAGACCCGGGUUCACUCCUACUAUCACAACAAGGACCAACCAGGAGAGCAGGACCAGAGGUUCAGAGGAAGAACAUAUCUGUUUGAAGACCUGAUCUCAAGAGGACAGGCUUCCCUGGUGCUGAGAGGAGUGACGGUCCAGGACCAGGGCAGAUAUCUGUGUUUCACCAGCACCAUCGCUGGAGACGAGGAGAGCUUCAUCAACCUGAAUGUGGACGCUCCAGUCCAGAGGGUCAACAUUGAAAAGACACAAAAUAAGAUAAUCUGCAGCUCAGAGGGGAUCUAUCCUGAACCCAGACUCACCUGGACCACCAGUCCUCCAUCCUGCAGGAACCUGCGGAAUCCACCAACAGUCCAGCAGAAUGAACAGCAGCUUUACAGCAUCAGCAGCUCUCUGGUCCUUUCAGAUAAUGAUACGGACCUGGACUACAUCUGCACCGUCAGCACUGCAGCAAACCGCAGGAGAACCACGUUGCUUAAACCAGCUGCUCUAAAUGCAUCAGACACUGAAACUCUCAUCCCCUGCUCACCCACCAAUUAUCCAAUCAAUUAUCUCAUCUGGAGAUUCAACCACAGUCAGAUCAUCCUGACACAGAGCGGCGCUGAAGACGCCUACAAACCUUCAGAGAGGUGGAAGCAGCACGUGUUGUCCGUGUCAGAGACAGGAAGUCUCAUGCUGAAGGGUUUAUCUUCAGAGCAGACAGGAACUUACACGUGUGAACUCACUGAUGAAGAGGAGACUUACGUGAAAUCCACCUUUCUUCAUGUACCUAAAGACCGGACUGGAGUUUUAGUGUGGGGUUUGCUGGUGGGUCUGCUGAUGGGUGGGGUGGUGGUCAUGAGGGUGAAGUAUGUGAUGUUCAAUGAUGUGAUGGUGGAGAAGAUAGUGAAGGGUGAGAAGCAGGAGGAUUUGGUUGGGACUAUGGUGGUGCUUGUGGUGUUUCUGGUGGUGGUUGUGGUUGAGAUGGUGGUGGCUGUGGUGGUGAUGAGUCUGGUGAUGGCUGUGUUAUUGGCUGAGGUGGAGUUUGUGGUGGGGCGUUGGGUGAGUUUAGUUAUGGGUAUGUCAGUGGGUAUCUCAAUAGGUGUGUCACUGGAUGAGUUAGCGCUUGAUCUACUGGGGGUGUGGGUGGGUGGGCCGUUGAAAGGAUUGAUUGUUGUGAUGGUGAAGGCUGUGGUGGGGGUAGUGGUGGGGGCUGUGAUGGGGGCUGUGGAGAGUGCUGUGUGGGGGCCUGUGAUAAAGGCUACAGUGGAGGCUAGGCAUACUGUGGAGGUGUUGGUGUUGGGGGGUGUGAUGGCGGGUGUGAUGUUUGUUGACACAGUUGACCACACCAUCCUGCUACACCGCCUUCACUCCACCAUCAGACUUCGCAAUACCGCCCUGGACUGGUUCAGAUCCUAUCUCACCGAAAGGACCGAGUGCAUCUCCUUGGGAGGCGUUAAAUCCCGGACCCAGCCCGUCACCUGUGGUGUCCCUCAGGGAUCUGUACUCGGCCCCACCCUCUUCACCCUGUACAUGCUUCCCCUCGGCAGUGUCAUCAGCAGGCACGGCUUGGCUUUCCACUGCUAUGCUGAUGACACACAGCUAUACAUAAAACUGGACCCAUCUGCUGCAGAGUCAUCCUCAGCCACACUCACCAUCUGCCUGGAGGAGAUCAAGGCGUGGAUGAAACAACACUUUCUACAACUCAACAGCGGCAAAACAGAAGCCAUGCUCAUCGGCACCCCACACCACAUUAAGUCAUCCCCCAUCACCUGCAUCACCUUUUCUGGCCAGGAUAUCCCACUGUCAUCUGUCAUUACCAACCUUGGCGUUAGAAUGGACCCCCACCUCAACUAUGAGGCCCACAUCAAUCACCUCCGUCAAAGAUCCUUCUUCCACCUCAAAAACAUCGCCAAACUCCGCCCCAUCCUGUCCCCGAAAGAUGCCCGAAAAACUGAAUACAAAAGCUCCCUACUCACCUACCAAUGCGUCCAUGGCAACGCUCCCCCUUACCUCAAGGAGCUGAUCCAUACUCAGCCCCCCACCCGCACCCGUUCAGCAAACAAGAACAACCUCCUCAAACCCACCAAGACUAAACUGGUCACUAUGGGUGACCGGGCCUUCUGCUCCGUUGCCCCUAAACUGUGGAAUGCCCUCCCCGCCCACCUGAGAGAACCAAAGUCAAUUGACUCUUUUAAGAGAGGGCUUAAAACCCACCUUUUCAGCAAAUCAUACGCCAGCUAUGAUCAAUGA